Poecilia latipinna (sailfin molly) is the source of this 528-nucleotide messenger RNA. It is a transcript of the gene ndufs5, whose product is annotated as NADH:ubiquinone oxidoreductase subunit S5. Lineage: Eukaryota; Metazoa; Chordata; Actinopteri; Cyprinodontiformes; Poeciliidae. Bases 117 to 437 code for a protein of 106 amino acids. Gene Ontology annotation, biological process: mitochondrial respiratory chain complex I assembly. The transcript has 3 exons. The record is from RefSeq and is a predicted model, not a curated record. Gene Ontology annotation, cellular component: respiratory chain complex I.
UCGUAACCGGGUGAUUAGCCCAGAAGAAAACGACUUUGUGGCUGGGCCGUGUGUUUAACUGCCGUAAAGCAGAGGAAGGUUAAAGUAACUCGGAUAAAAGCGUCAAAACAGGCAUCAUGCCGCUUGUGGACAUCCAGUCAUGGCUCGGCAUCAACAUAGACCGCUGGAUGCUGCUGCAGAGCGGUGAGCAGCCGUACAAGCAGGCGGCGCGGUGCCACGCCUUCGAGAAGGAAUGGGUCGAGUGCAGCCACGGCAUCGGCCAGAUCCGGGCCAAAAAGGAGUGCCAGCUGGAGUUUGAGGAUUUCUUUGAGUGCAUGUACCGUAAGAAGACGCGUCAGAGGAUGCACGCCAUCCGUGAGCAGCGUGACAAACUGAUAAAGGAGGGGAAGUACACACCGCCCGCUCACCACACCGGCCAACCCGACCAGAACCCAUGAAGGAUCUGACCUCAGCUCAGUUUCUGUCAGAUUUCACCAUUUCCUGUUCCGCUGUAAAAAUGUGCAAAUAAUAAAUGUUAAUGCCUACCGU